Messenger RNA from Nerophis lumbriciformis (worm pipefish), 568 nucleotides. RefSeq lists its product as uncharacterized. The record is from RefSeq and is a predicted model, not a curated record. NCBI's taxonomy places the organism in Eukaryota, Metazoa, Chordata, Actinopteri, Syngnathiformes, Syngnathidae.
UGGGAGAGCCCGCUCUGUGAGAGAAGCAGCGGCCGCGGAGAGGAUGGAGAAGAAGAUGGAGGAGAAGAAGAUGAAGAAGAUGGAGAAGAGGAUGGAGAAGAGGAUGGAGAAGAAGAGGAUGGAGAAGAAGAAGAUGGAGAAGAAGAGGAUGGAAGGGAAGAAGAUGGAGAAGAAGAGGAUGGAGGAGAAGAAGAUAGAGAAGAAGAGGAUGGAGGAGAGGAUGGAGAAGAAGAAGAUGGAGAAGAAGAUGGAGGAGAAGAUGGAGAAGAAGAUGGAGGAGAGGAUGGAGGUGAAGAAGAUGGAGAAGAAGAUGGAGGAGAAGAGGACACUUGGACCAAAGAGGUGAGUCCAUCCUUGUGUUGCCAUGGUGAUGGAGACGGAGGUGAAGAAGAUGGAGGAGAAGAAGAUGGAGAAGAGGACCCUUUCCAGGCAGGACGAUGAAGACCUUCUAUCCCCGCGGACCAAAGAGGCUGGGGGCCCCUCGGAGGAGCGAGUCGUCGCCAUGGUUACCGCCAGAGCAUCAGCACCUUGGCUUUAGACUGCUUACUGCUUCCAGCAGCGCCACAGU